This is a messenger RNA of Anoplopoma fimbria (sablefish), 1770 nucleotides long. It is a transcript of the gene chic2, whose product is annotated as cysteine-rich hydrophobic domain 2. NCBI's taxonomy places the organism in Eukaryota, Metazoa, Chordata, Actinopteri, Perciformes, Anoplopomatidae. Bases 173 to 691 code for a protein of 172 amino acids. The transcript has 6 exons. The record is from RefSeq and is a predicted model, not a curated record.
UGCGGCGGAUGUUGAUGUUUGCUCCGGUGUGAACGGGCUCCGGACGCGCUGCUCUGUGUUGUGGUCGUGUCUGCGGCUGUGUCUGUGCUCGUUUCCCGGUAACGUCCCGCUGCUCGUCGGCACCGUGUCUGUCCCGGUGUGUGUCCCGGGGAGCGCGAGGCCGAGUCGUGCGAUGAUGGAGGACUUUGACGAGAUCUACGAGGAGGAGGAGGAGGAGGAGGAAGAGGAGGACGAGGACAGGGCCGCGGAGGAGCAGCUCCUCAAGUACGCCCCGGACCCGGUGGUGGUGCGAGGGUCCGGCCACGUCACCGUAUUUGGGCUUAGUAACAAAUUUGAGUCAGAAUUUCCUUCAGCACUUACAGGAAAGGUGGCACCAGAGGAAUUCAAAGCCAGUAUCAACCGCGUGAACAGCUGCCUGAGGAAGACCCUGCCGGUGAAUGUGCGGUGGCUGCUGUGUGGCUGCCUUUGCUGCUGUUGCACGUUGGGCUUCAGUUUGUGGCCUGUCAUCUGCCUCAGCAAGAGGACAAGAAGAUCGAUAGAGAAACUUCUGGAGUGGGAGAACACCAGACUUUACCACAAGUUGUGUUUGCAUUGGAGACUAAGCAAAAGGAAGUGUGAGACCAACAACAUGAUGGAAUAUGUAAUCCUAAUAGAGUUCUUACCUAAGAUCCCCAUCUUCAGACCGGACUAGGCUGACUGUGGCUGAUCUCAAACCUCCUUUGCUGUCCAGCUCUGUGACAGAACCACAAUGGCGGUCAAGCUCCCGAAUAAAUACCCCGAUGUUUUCGUUUACAGGGUAGCAUCGAUCCUCCCUCUUCUCACUUUGACCCGCUCACCCACACAUAUCACCUUUGUUUACAAAUCCGGCACCCCCCCCAACACUUUUCUUUUUUUGGAGUGAAUUCACCGUUGAACCGCAACCUAUCGGAGCGAGCUGGGGCACUGUUAAGCUAACCGGCACCAGCCUGUGGGAUGUCGUGUGUGUGUGGGGGGGGACCAGCCACAGGCAGCGUUAUGGAUUUUUGGAACUUGAGCUGCAGAUUGGACUCUCAAUUUGAGUCCUCUGAGCUAUGACUGGAAAUUUUUGUCACUUGUAUGUUCCCUUCCCUAAGCACAUGGCACAGUCAGACCAUGAUAAUAAAAAAAACAAAAAACAUUUGCACAUCUCACCCUCUGUCUCACCGGCCAACAUCACCUGCAAAAAAUACACCCCAGUGCUUUCGUAACGGUUGGUUUGGCGCUCUAGAUUCUUCUCUGGAGGCCGUGGAGGAAACGUAAAGAACUCCGAAGGGAACCUCCAUCCAAAUCAACUCUGUAGCGGACAGACUGGUCUUACAGGAGCAUGUUGGGCGAGUGGCCAGGACAGCUGAACUCAAUUAUGUCACUUUUUCUUAUCAACUAGCAGACAUCCUCUCGCCUCCUUCCACAUCUCUGCACAGUUCACAGUGCAUCGACCCUAACCCAGUGACAAUCACACAGUCUUGACUGUACCCUCCGUGGUAUGAAUGGCACUUUGUGCUACACGGUUUACCUGGAACAAUUUGUCUUCAACAGUGUGUGUGUGUGUGUGUGUGUGUGUGUGUGUGUGUGUGUGUGUGUGUGUGUGUGUGUGUGUGUGUGUGUGUGUGUGUGUGUGUGUGUGUGUGUGUGUGUGUGUGUGUGUGUGUGUGUGUGUGUGUGUGUGUGUGUGUCCGUCCAGGUGAUGAGCUGGCUGCCUACUACUGCUUCUGAGUCGCAGUUGAUCAGGUAAAGCUGGAAAGAAAGCCACUA